AUGCCGCCCACGGAAGCAAACGAAGACACGACGUGCGAAGAUGCACCGCCGCCUCGUGUGGACGCUGCCAACGAAGCCCCCCAGGAGCUCGACAAGUCCGCCGACGAGAAGCAGUCCGAACAUGAGCCGAUCUACCAGGACAAUUUCCAGGACAAGUUGCGUCGCGCGCAGGCGUUGCGCGAGCAGCUCGAGCGCAGGCUGCGUGAGCACAGAGAGUAUGAGCGCAAACAGGUGGCCUUGGCGGAAGCUGAUGUGCAGAGGGCCCCGAGAGAGAAGUGCGAAGGUGCGAAGGCCGUGGAUACUGCUACGGCGAGUGAGGAUGGUGAGAGGGGUUGUGGAGGGAUCGCUGGUACUACGGCUACUGCUAUCGACAAGCCCGAGAUCGACGAAAUUGACAAGUACAGGAAGAGCUCCGCCGACUCGCCUACGGCCAACAACAACAACAACGACGACGACGACGACGACGGAGCCCAGUUCCCUCCCCAGGACGCCGCUACGGCCACCGAAGACGAAGACGAUCUCCGCGAGGCUCUCGCCGAGCUGGACAUCCAGGAUUUCGAACGCUCCCCGCCGACGGUCACGAUAAUCGACAUCCCCCGAUCGCACAGCUCACCACUGGGGCACAUCCUACGGUCUUCAUCACCACCUGCGCAUCCCUUCCCGCAACCCACCUCCAAACGUCCCCAAAAACCCGACGAAACGCACCAGCGCCUGCUGCCACGGCUCCGCGCCGCGCUCGCCGCGCUCCCCCCCUCGAGCACCUUCCACGCCCCACGGCACACCGCGCCGCCUCCUCAACACGAACUCGACUUCCACGGUAACCUCUGCUACCUCACCCCGGUCGCCCCCGUCGCCCCCGGCUCACCCCUCCUCCUCUCCGCCGGGGAGACGAUCCUGUCCGAUGUAUCGGACCUCUACCUCGUCCCUAUCACGAACCCUCACUCCUCCUGGACCACCCUAACCCUCUCGCACCCCUCCCCUCCAAAGCGCUUCCACAUCCCUCCCCAUUCGUCCUUCCUCCUCGGCCCGCUCUCAUCCAUCGACCUCCCCGCCGCGCUCGGUCCUCGCGAGCUGAUCCUCCUCGACCCCCCGUGGCCGAAUAAGUCCGCGCAGCGCUCGGGACGCUACAGCACAGCGGACCGGUUUGGCAUCGUGAAGCUGCUGCGCGGGCUAAGGCUGCAGGACGCACUCGUCGAUGGCGCGCUGCUCGCGGUGUGGAUCACGAAUGCGACUGCCGUGAGGAGGUGGUUAAACGAGCUGCUGGAUGGCUGGGGAUGCACGCAGCUGGCGGAGUGGGUGUGGGUUAAGGUCACCGGCGAGGGGAGGCCGGUUGUAAACCUGGAGGACGCGGCGGGGGAGGGGGAGAGGAGGCCGUAUGAAGUUCUUGUUAUUGCGCGGAGGGGGGGUGGGGGUGUAGGCGCGGGGGAGGGGAUAGUGAGGGAUAGGGUCCUCGUCGGCGUGCCGGAUUUUCAUAGUCGCAAGCCGUGCGUGAAGGCGCUGCUUGGGGAGGUGUUACCUGUGGGGUACAGGGCGGCGGAGAUCUUUGGGCGCGCGCUGACCGAGGGGUGGUACACGGUUGGCGAUGAGGCGAUCAAGUGGAAUUGGGAGGGGCAUUGGGUACACGAGCGGGAGAUGGGGGAGGGAGAGGGACAGGGAGAUGUCGCGCCAGAAGGGCAGGCAAGGCUUGUCGCCGGUGCUGCUUUUGAUUUGGAUGUAUAG
Molecule: messenger RNA, 1719 nt
Organism: Tricharina praecox
Lineage: Eukaryota; Fungi; Ascomycota; Pezizomycetes; Pezizales; Pyronemataceae
Product: MT-A70-domain-containing protein
Exons: 5
Coding region: 1-1719 (572 amino acids)
Cellular component (GO): RNA N6-methyladenosine methyltransferase complex; nucleus
Molecular function (GO): methyltransferase activity
Source: RefSeq, a predicted model, not a curated record